AUGGUGACCACAAGGAACACGACUACCGAAGAUCCCAUGGAGGCAAUAAGGGUGUUACGGCAGCAGAUGGAGGACAUGAAGCGCUGGCACGAAGAAGAGCUGUUGGCAGUGAGAGAGGAGUGCACGGCCCAAAUCGCUCGGGAGCGGGCGUCGAGGGAGAGGGGCAAGGGGGUAACCGGUCAGGAGCAAGAAGAAGACCAUCGUGCUUCAACCGCCCGAGAAGGCACGGCUGAACACAGUAGUGCUUCAGAUCGAACUUGGAAGAUAGGGGAUACUGAGUUGGAUGGAAGCCAGGAGAGAACCGAGAGAGUGACCAGUACUCUCGUUACCGUGCCCGCGGUGAAGGAGGAGGAAGCUGUCGGCCAGUUGCCGUUUACUCAGGCCAUCAUGGAUGUCCAUAUUUCUGAACACUUUGUGUCGCCCCAACUUAGCAUAUAUGAUGGUACAAUUGAUCCGAACGAUCACAUCCAAGCCUUUUCUACUAGGAUGGCAUUCAAAACCGGUAACAGGGCAAUAUGGUGUCAAGCCUUUUCGUUGUCGUUAGAAGGAGAGGCGCUUGAAUGGUUCAACUCUUUACCGCCGGGCUCCAUCCAAAGUUUCGAAGGAUUGAAAGAGAUGUUCGGCAGACAGUUUGUCGGCAGCCGAGCCGAGGAUCCCACGGUCUUUGAGCUCUCUAACCUCAGGCAAGGUAAAUACGAGACGCUGAAAGCAUUUAUGGACCGAUAUCAAAAGAUGGUCAGACGAGUCAAGGGACUGGAUGUUGAGUUGGCCCUGCAGUAUGUAAUGCCUGCCCUCCGACCAGGACCUUUCAAAGACAGUGUGUGUCGGAAGAGGCCAAAGACGAUGGAGGAGUUGAGAGAGCGGGCGGCGGAUGAAAUGAGAGUGGAGGAAAUGAAGCAGGCCUACAAGAAGGAAAACCAGGAGUUGAAAGAGAAGGCGGAGGGGAAGAGAUCCGACAGCCCCACCCGGAUGAGGGGCUUCAGGCCGAGGAAGGCUCCCGGGGGGCCAAGUUUCAGCAGUAUACCCCACUGA
Vigna radiata var. radiata (mung bean) is the source of this 1032-nucleotide messenger RNA. RefSeq lists its product as uncharacterized. NCBI's taxonomy places the organism in Eukaryota, Viridiplantae, Streptophyta, Magnoliopsida, Fabales, Fabaceae. Bases 1 to 1032 code for a protein of 343 amino acids. The transcript has a single exon. The record is from RefSeq and is a predicted model, not a curated record.